CGUGAGAAACAGCGAAAACUUUGCGACGUUGAUAAUAUUUGGUGUUUCAAAAUAAUCGUUAGCUUGUUGCCGUCUCCGAUUUUAAGUUACAUUUUGCUCGGCAGUGAUAUUUAUGUUUUCUCUAAUUUACCGUGUAUUCGAUCGAUUUGACAAGCUUGCCUGCUUAAACUUGUUUAUUUGUUGCUUAUAAGCACAUGCAUUGAUAUAAAGGGUGUGUCUGUCUUACCCAGUAAACCAUGAUCGCGGUGGAGAAAGGACUUUAUAUUGGAUCUGUGUCGGAUCUGAAGAACGAUCAGAUCCUGAAGGAUGCGGGUAUAACUCACAUAUUGACUGUUGAUUCAGAAAAACCAGCUCUUACUGGAUUUCACACGAAAUUUGUCCGUGCACUGGAUGAUGCGUCUACAGAUCUCCUCAGCAAACUCAACGACUGCAUCAGCUUUGUAGCGGAAGCUCAGUCUGAACGGUCUGCUGUUCUUGUGCACUGCCAUCAAGGUCAAAGUAGAAGUGCUGCUGUGGUGACCGCUUAUCUGAUGAAAACACAAAGCCUGAGUUUACAUGAUGCAUAUACCAAACUUCAAAACCUAAAGCCUGAUGUUAAAAUGAAUGAAGAGUUUCUGGACCAGCUGGCUCUUUUUGAAUUAAUGGAUUGCGAAGUAGACACCACAAAGCCCUUAUACAAACAAUUUAGAUUAAGGAAGAUUACAGAGAAAUAUCCAGAGCUCCAGAAUGUUCCAAAAGAGCUGUUCGCUGUUGACCCUGACCAAACCCAAAAUGCCGAGGCUGUUUACAGAUGUAGAAAGUGCAGGCGUACACUUUUCCGCCACUCCAGCAUUCUUAGUCAUUGUGUGGGAGGUGGAGCAUCAUCGUUCUCUCAUAAAAAGACAAGGAUGAUGACCCCUACAGCUGAAGAUCAAAGACAGUGCACAUCUUACUUUAUAGAGCCAGUGCAGUGGAUGGAGCAGGCUUUGCUCGGGGUUUUGGAUGGACAGCUUUUGUGUCCCAAAUGCAACUCAAAGCUGGGCUCCUUUAACUGGUAUGGUGAACAGUGUUCAUGUGGCCGCUGGGUGACACCGGCCUUCCAGAUACACAAGAACAGAGUGGAUGAAAUUAAACACAUCAGUAUAUCUGCACUCAAGUGACCCACAAAUAAACAUUUCUAUGCCAUGCUUGGGAUUCCUGUGUUGUUAGUAAUAUUGAUGACUUUAUAAAAGGAAAUUACAUUGUAAUUACAUUGUAAAAAAUAUUUUGCAUUGUUAACGCACCCUCGUCUCAUUUCAAACUUGAAUGACUUUCUGUCCUUUGAAGAACACAAAUAAGAUACUUUGAAGAAUGUUUAUAACCAAACAACAUUGGUCCAUUUGAUUUAAUUUGUAUGGAUACAAAACCACUGAGACAUUUCUCAAAAUAUCUGUGGAAACAUAUCUGGAAUUGACAAUGUUUUUGUCGUUAAAGUGCACAUUACUUUUAACAUGCUUUCCUUCCACUGGGUGGCGUCAUAUAACCAGAACUGUACAGCUUUACAUAUUUUUUCAGAAAGAGCAUUCAUUCAGUGUUAAACUGCCAAAUAUUGACGCUUGGAUUUCAAACAGUGAUUCAGUUUAAAUCCUUCUACUUGUAAAGCUCGCAAUGGUCCCUACUACUAAAUCUGCAGCUGAAUUAUUGAAGACAAAAAUCAGAGCAUGAUUUAUGCUGUUUGUUAUUUUAUAUUUGUCACUAACACAUUGCUUUUAAAGCUUUUGGCAGAAUCUAUGUUUUGGCAUUGAAUGAAGCCAGUUUCUAUGUA
Messenger RNA from Triplophysa dalaica, 1783 nucleotides. It is a transcript of the gene dusp12, whose product is annotated as dual specificity phosphatase 12. The coding region runs from base 237 to 1139 and encodes 300 amino acids. Gene Ontology annotation, biological process: protein dephosphorylation. Gene Ontology annotation, molecular function: protein tyrosine/serine/threonine phosphatase activity. The transcript has 6 exons. NCBI's taxonomy places the organism in Eukaryota, Metazoa, Chordata, Actinopteri, Cypriniformes, Nemacheilidae. Gene Ontology annotation, cellular component: nucleus. The record is from RefSeq and is a predicted model, not a curated record.